AUACGCAUCCGCAGGCAAAGAAAAUGCCGUUUCUCCUCAACGAUCUGUCUUGUUCUCGUGUUGUGGAUCGCUGGUCGAUCUUCUGCGCGCGUAUGUGUUGGUUUUACUUUUAGGUCCUCGCCACUUGUUUGGUUUUCGGUCUCUUCCUUUCAUCUCUUCGUUGCCAAUUUUUUUUCGGUUUCUUUCUAGAAGAUCUUCUGAACAAUGAUCGUACCCAUGGUGUCUACUAUUUCAACAUCGCCAAACUAAGAUACAAGUCGGUCCGCAGCGUCUCGCCUCCACGCCCCCACUUUCUCCAAGGUUUUUCACCUAAUGUAGAUCUAGAUGGUCAUUGGCGUCGGAGAAGAAUAGCAAUUGCUAUAGAGCGGGGUAACAAAUUCGGACGAGUUGUGGCCGUCCCACUUCUCACCCGCCCGGCCGGGUGGGUGACUAGUGGGACGGAACCAGGACCCUGACCACGAGAACGGCGAAAAGCAAGACUCGGCCAGGUGGUCAGGCUCCUGGUUCCGUCCCACUAGUCACCCACCCGGCCGGGCGGGUGAAAAGUGGGACGGCCACAACUCGGCAGAAUUUGUUACCCCGCUCUAACGUGAAAUCUCGAUGCUUGAAGUGUGGCUUCCCGCGGUCGGUUGUUGCAUUUUGGGCACGCUGAAAGGCAUCCAGCAUUCGUUCCACAAGCGCGGCGGACUGAAGUUGGCGGCGAUCGCAAGCGCCGGCGUCGGCGGCGUUGCAUACAUCAAAAUCUAUCGAGGCGAUCAGGACUGGUUUGGCUUUUAGUGCGGUUUCUUUGUCAGGUUUUGCAUCGCGAAAAGUUUAUCAUUGGAACUGCUUUUGUACUGUCGCAGUUGUCCCGGUCCCAUUCAUAUUCAACUUGCAAUUUGUAUUUGUGAAACGUACCAGGUUCCGCUACGUUCCGUACGCCAAACAACCCACGUAUUUGAAGAAAAACUUUCCGUUCUACGUGUCCAGUUACUGUCUUUCUUUCUGCGGUGCCUACGCCACGCGAGAGGGCUACGUCAAGUUCAUGUCUCGCUACAUGUUGCCGAAAUAG
Messenger RNA from Amoebophrya sp. A120, 1051 nucleotides. The record is from the annotation of a GenBank genome assembly. Lineage: Eukaryota; Dinophyceae; Syndiniales; Amoebophryaceae.